Messenger RNA from Sander lucioperca (pikeperch), 1857 nucleotides. Its product is annotated as C-C chemokine receptor type 4. The record is from RefSeq and is a predicted model, not a curated record. The transcript has 4 exons. Gene Ontology annotation, cellular component: membrane. Gene Ontology annotation, biological process: immune response; G protein-coupled receptor signaling pathway; chemotaxis. The coding region runs from base 754 to 1794 and encodes 346 amino acids. NCBI's taxonomy places the organism in Eukaryota, Metazoa, Chordata, Actinopteri, Perciformes, Percidae. Gene Ontology annotation, molecular function: chemokine receptor activity.
CUUCACCUCUCUCACUUCCUACACUUAUAAACACAGUGUGUACUUAAGGAUUACGUAUGCGUGUGUGUGUGUGUGUGUAUGUGUAAACGUCAGCCACAGGAAGUGAGGGUCGGCAUGGGUGUCAACGCACGUGGUUCUACAUAUGUUGAUAGUGAAAGGAAUAGACUUGAGAUGUGGUUUAAAAGAGAUGACAUGAAUUUGAUUAUGGUUGGAGUAGAAGGAAGUUUGUGAUAUUCAUAGACAGAUGCGUAUUAAUGCUACAUCUAGACUAGCGAUGGUUGUUGAUAAUGUUGCUUGUACAGUACCUCUGACAUUAUUGCAUUCAGAGGGAGAAAGUCAAUCAUGGGAAGUUAAAACAAGCUAUAGUAAACACCAACAUUCUUGUUAUUGCUAUGGCUUUCUUUCAGAUUUGGAAAAUUGUUCUUAGGUUUCAACUUUGCAGUUGAACUUCGUUUUCAGAAGCCUUUCAGACAUGACUCACUAAAUGAUGACAAUGUGAAAGGUAGGACUUAAAGGGCAGGAAAGUCCAGUAACAUCUCUAAAUUCCCUAACAUUCACACGUGAAUGUUUUUUUUUUCUUUUAUUACUUUGAAGCUUUUAUCUGUACAAAAUGUUCAAUGUGAAACAUAUAGAAUUCAGUCAUCAUGAUGGGGAGACAUUGUAUCCAUCAGAAUAAAGAGGAAAACCAUCUGCUAUUUCUAUUUCUUGAAGAUUUCUGAGUGGAGUCAAAAGAUCUCAUUGUUGAAAUCCAGUAUGAACAUAACCGAGAACGAGACAUCAAUGUACUCGGACAUGAACUACUUUGAUUAUAAUGACACCUGCGAUCAGGAUCCCGGUCCAGGGUUGCCCAAUGGAUCCACGGUCUUGUCCGUUCUUUACUACAUGCUGUUUUGUCUAAGUCUGCUAGGCAACACCACCGUUCUCUGGGUUCUCCUCCGGUACAUAAAGCUGAAGACUAUGGCAGACAUAAGCCUCCUCAACCUGGCCCUGUCGGACCUCAUAAUGGCUGUAUCGCUGCCCCUCUGGGCCUACGAUUCCCAGAACCUUGCGUCAUGCAAACUGAUGACAGGAGUCUAUCAGUUGGGUUUCUACAGUGGGACGUUGUUUGUGACCCUAAUGAGUGUGGACCGCUACCUGGCCAUCGUCCACGCUGUUGCAGCCAUGCGAGCCCGGACACUUUGCUAUGGAAUCAUAGCCAGCAUCACUAUCUGGGUUAUAUCAGUCUUCAUGGCAAUCCCUGGGGUGAUCUUUGCCUCCUUGGAGAUAGAUGCAGAUGACAACAGCUACCAGUGCCAGCCACUGUAUCCAGAGGACAGGGAGCAGUUUUGGAAGAUGCUGCGAAACUUCAGCGAGAACACCGUGGGCCUUUUCGUGGGUCUCCCUAUCAUGAUUUUCUGCUAUGUGAAAAUCCUUUUUGUGCUGUCCAGGUCCAGGAACUCCAAAAAGAACAAAGCUGUAAAGCUGAUAUUCAUCAUAGUGUGUGUGUUUGUGGUGUGCUGGGUCCCCUACAAUGUCACAGUUUUCCUUCAGACACUGCAGCCGUUCGUUGACACCCUAAACACCUGCAAGGCUUCAAAAUUUAUUAACUCUGCCAUAGGCAUUGCAGAGAUCAUUGCACUGUCUCACUGCUGUGUAAAUCCACUCAUCUAUGCAUUUGCAGGGGAAAAGUUUAGGAAGAACCUGGGCUAUGUGCUGACUAAGUACUUCGGCCAGAGCAGAGGGAAUUUCAGCCACAGAGACACAGACACUUCCAACACAGCUGUAAAAUCAGAUUCUAAUCAGAUCAGAUAUUAAGAACGAAAAACACACCUUGCUACAAAGACUGCAACGUGUAUUUGUGUGUGUGUGUGUGUGUGU